CGCUCCCCUCCGUCCUUUGCCGCCCCCGCCCUGCCUAUUUAUAGGCCCCCCUCCCCGCCUUCUUCCUCCUCACCAAGCAAGCACACCAGCCUCCUCACUCCUCACAGCACAUCGCUUUCCUUCCCUCGCCACCGCCCACCAAGGAAAGGAGCAUGUCUUGCUGCGGCGGCAAGUGCGGGUGCGGCGCCGGCUGCCAGUGCGGCACCGGCUGCGGCGGGUGCAAGAUGUUCCCCGACGUUGAGGCCACCGCCGGCGCCGCCGCCAUGGUCAUGCCCACCGCCUCCCACAAGGGGAGCUCCGGCGGGUUCGAGAUGGCCGGCGGGGAGACCGGCGGCUGCGACUGCGCCACCUGCAAGUGCGGCACCGCGUGCGGCUGCUCCUGCUGCAGCUGCAAGUGAGCCGGCGCCCGGGAGGCCGGCCGGCAGAGGCGAGCACGAGGAUGAGAGGAGGACAAGCAACACCAACCAAGCACCAUCACCAUCGCCAUCGUAUCAUCAGUAGCCGCUGCAUGCGCGCGCGCUGAAUAAAAUAAAACCGCCGUCGUGUUCGUUAGUUCUGUAUGCCCUGCGUGUAGCGUUCGACCAGUGUGUCCUUCCUCAUGCCUCCGAUCCGAAAUAUACAUGGCGCCUCAGCUUUGAUCCCGUA
Molecule: messenger RNA, 645 nt
Organism: Hordeum vulgare subsp. vulgare (domesticated barley)
Lineage: Eukaryota; Viridiplantae; Streptophyta; Magnoliopsida; Poales; Poaceae
Product: metallothionein-like protein 2C
Exons: 3
Coding region: 153-398 (81 amino acids)
Molecular function (GO): metal ion binding
Source: RefSeq, a predicted model, not a curated record